AUGAAGUUCUCCACCUCAGCAGUUAUCUUCAGCCUCCUCGCUGGCUCGCUGGCCCUCAUCAUCGACAACGAGGGUGUCCAGAACUCUCCCCGGGACCUGUUUGACGUUGUCCCCAGGGCGACCGUCUCUCAGACCAGUGCUGAUGGAGCCAAUCCCGCUAAAGAGAAGAGGGCUGGCGACGCACCACAGCAGUUCAAGGACAACAAUGGCCGGACCAUCGUCAACGGCGGCUGCUGCAACAACGGCGUCAACCUACGCCAGGAUAUUUGCCAAAUCGGUGGUCAAGGCGGCCGGUGUAUUCCCGCAGCCAAAACCCGCGAGGGCUGUGUCGGGCUUACUUGCGUCGCCGACACCGUGCUUUCGUGUGAUCCCAACGUCAAGGACCGCGGACGUGACAAGUGUGUUCUGGACCCAGCCAAGGACAAGGGGGGAAGUGGGGCUCAGGCCAAGGCAGGAGAGGGAGCUGCGGCAGGACAGGCUGCCGCUUCAGGACAGGCGGCCAAGGCGGGAGAUGCCAAACAAAAGGGCCAGUAA
This is a messenger RNA of Pyricularia grisea, 534 nucleotides long. RefSeq lists its product as uncharacterized. The record is from RefSeq and is a predicted model, not a curated record. NCBI's taxonomy places the organism in Eukaryota, Fungi, Ascomycota, Sordariomycetes, Magnaporthales, Pyriculariaceae. The transcript is spliced from 2 exons. Bases 1 to 534 code for a protein of 177 amino acids.